UGCGGCCGGAAGUGGAAGCGGCCGCGCGACCGCCCGAGGCGCCUCAGCGGCGGGUCCCGGAGGAUCCCGGCGGGUCCCGGAGGAUCCCGGCGGGUCCCGGAGGAUCCCGGCGGGUCCCGGAGGAUCCCGGCGGGUCCCGGCGGGUCCCGGCGGGUCCCGGCGGGUCCCGGCGGGUCCCGGUGCUGCCGGCGGGGGCGGCAGCGGCCCCCCCGCGCCCUCAGGGCCGCCCGAAGCGCCGGGCGCGGGCGGUCCCCGCGCUCCCUGCCUGCCUCCCGUAUCCAGGGACUCGGCCGCGUUGCUGAGGGGCCGCCCCGACCCGGCCAUGGUGCGGCUGCACGUCAAGCGCGGCGGCGAGAGCCAGUUCCUGCUGGAGGCGCCGGGCAGCGCCCGCCUGGCCGAGCUGGCGCCGCUGGUCGCCCGCAUCCACAACGGGCGGCUGAAGGUGCAGCGCCUGUGCUCAGAGAUGGAGGAGCUGGCAGAGCACGGUGUUUCCUUACCUUACAAUAUGCAAGGGCUGACAGAUGAGCAGAUCCAAGAGCUGAAGUUAAAGGAUGAGUGGGCAGAGAAGUGUGUCCCAAGCGGUGGAAGCAUCUUCAGGAGGGAUGAAAUGGGCCGAAGAAAUGGAUUUGCUCCGAAUGAAAAAAUGCAGCAAGUUAUAAAGAAGACUAUAGAAGAAGCCAAGGCAUUAAUCUCUAAGAAACAAGUUCAGGCCAACGUGUGUGUGAAUAUGGAGAUGGUGAAAGAUGCAUUGGAGCAGCUCCGAGGGGCUGUGAUGAUUGUGUAUCCAAUGGGAUUGCCUCCACAUGAUCCAGUUAGGAUGGAGCUCGAAGAUAAAGCAGACCUGUCAGGAACUCAUGCUGGAACUGAAGUUAUAAAAGAAUCGGAAGCACAGUUGUGGUGGGCAGGAAAGCAGUUGGAAGAAACAAAGUUGCUCUCUGACUAUAUAGGCAAAAAUGAGAAAACAACCAUCAUUGUCAAGAUCCAGAAAAAAGGACAAGGCGCUCCGGGGCGGGAGCCUGUGAUCAGCCAUGAGGAGCAAAAAGAGAUGAUGCUAUACUACCACAGGAGGCAGGAGGAGCUGAAGAAACUGGAGGAGGAGGACGACGACUCCUUUCUAAAUGCUGAGUGGGCAGACAGCCAUGCUCUGAAAAGGCAAUUUCACGGUGUAAAAGACAUCAAGUGGGGUCCAAGAUGAAGCUCUGCAAACCCCUUCUUAAGCUGCUCGGUUGAUGCUCUUGUUUGCAAGCAAGAAGUUGUGUUGUGUGUGGUAGAUUCUUCUGACAGCAGCUGAAGUUGUCGCUUCUGUGGCCUUAGGUGUUCAAUAAAUGUUCAUAUUUCUCUGUGAGUGCAGCUGCAUUUUGCAAAGAAAUGAACAAAUUCUCUUGACAUUUGGUAUUUUAUUAGAAACCUGUCAUUUGGAUAUGGAAAUGUCAAUCUGUUUCAUAGCUAAAUGAUCUAGUAAAUGUGCACUGGAAUGUU
This is a messenger RNA of Prinia subflava (tawny-flanked prinia), 1479 nucleotides long. RefSeq names its product cilia and flagella associated protein 298 (gene CFAP298). Gene Ontology annotation, biological process: regulation of cilium movement. The transcript is spliced from 7 exons. Bases 323 to 1195 code for a protein of 290 amino acids. The record is from RefSeq and is a predicted model, not a curated record. NCBI's taxonomy places the organism in Eukaryota, Metazoa, Chordata, Aves, Passeriformes, Cisticolidae.